AUGACUUCUGUCAGUGUCGCUGCACAUGGCAUGGCUGUGCCAAACAGACCACACGCGGUCUCGGUGCACAUUCAUACUUGGAAAGAAGUUUGUACUAUGGCUCUUGGCGAUACUGAGGCUAUCAAGGCAUUGGAAAAUGGGUAUCCGCGAUCUUACAUCCACAAGAGUAUUCAAGUUCUUGCUGAAGCGCUUCGGAGAGAUUUAUCACUCCCCGGAGACAAGUUGAUGCUCUUCUCCAACCUUGAUGCUGCUCGUGCGUGUAAAGAGUACAUGAUCUCCACAGCCAUACAUGGCUCACAGGCUGGGUCCUUGGAUAGCAUCUCACUGCAUACUAUGGAAUUUGACACAGCUGCUCUUCCGAAGAAAACUCCGCCGCUGCCACAAAUCCAUGCAGUGGUAUAUCCAUCUAAGCUAUCGGGUGUGGCUACCCUGUUUUGGAGACUGACGGGAACGGGGAUUUCUUCGCGACAAGCAGAUCGCUGUCUGCAGGCCCUUGAUUGCAUGCGCCAAGGCAAUGGAAACACGCAGUAUAAUCCAACAAUCUCUCAUCCAAUCUAUGGGAUUAUACGCGCGCGCAUUGCCACUUUGAUUGAGCGCGCCCCUAUCUCCCGCCGAGGGCCGUCCAAGAUUUUGCCAAGCGAUGUCUAUCUAUAUCCCUCGGGCAUGUCUGCCAUCUAUCAUGCCCAUCAUCUGCUACUUAAAUGGCGUGGAGCAGAAAGUGUGGUUGUGGGAUUCACAUACGAGCUGACAGUCAAAACCAUGCAGGCUUUCGGACCAUCGUAUCGAUUUUUCAGUGUCGGCACUGAGGCCGAGAUCGAUGAGCUUGAGAUCUACGUUGAGGAUCGAUAUCAUCAAGGAAUCAAGAUUCAGGCCAUCUGGUGCGAAUGCCCAUCAAACCCUCUACUCCGGACUGUCAACAUGGAGCGACUGAGGAGGCUGGCCGACAAGUAUGACUUUGUAGUUGUUGUAGAUGAUACUAUCGGGAAUUUUGCCAACGUGGAUGUUCUCGAUGUCGCGGAUGUUGUGAUCACGUCGCUCACCAAAGCAUUUAAUGGAUUCGCUGAUGUUCUCGCUGGCAGCAUGAUCCUGAACCCAAAUUCCCAAUACUACUGCGACCUCCAGCAUAUCAUCAAUGCCACUUACACAAAUAACCUCCACCUCGAUGAUGCCCUCCAACUCGAGCAAAACAGCCGCACCUUCCUCCAACGUGCCGCCCGCAUGAAUGAAACAGCCAACUACCUCGUGGACCAUCUUUCUCCGUAUGUAUCAACACCAGCGAGCAUAGUAAGUAAAAUCUAUUACCCGAAAUUGUGCUGGUCCGCAGCAAACUACCAUGCACGGAUGCGGCCCGCCACAGAGGAGUUUACCCCUGGGUAUGGCGGUAUGUUCACCAUCGAGUUCGACACCGUCCAGUCGGCAACGAGGUUCUUCGAUAUGCUCAAGCUCCACAAGGGGCCGUCGACUGGUGCGGAUGUCACGCUGGCCCUACCGUAUGUGCAGAUGGUGUUUCAAAAAGAGAAAGAGUGGGCUGCGUGCCAUGGUGUUAAAGAGACCAUUGUGCGGAUCUCGGUGGGACUAGAGGAUAAAGAAGAGUUAUUGAGCUGUUUGGUCAGCGCGUUGGAGGCUGCUAACAAGACUUCAAGUCGACUUUGA
Penicillium paradoxum is the source of this 1653-nucleotide messenger RNA. RefSeq lists its product as uncharacterized. Bases 1 to 1653 code for a protein of 550 amino acids. Gene Ontology annotation, molecular function: pyridoxal phosphate binding; cystathionine gamma-synthase activity. Lineage: Eukaryota; Fungi; Ascomycota; Eurotiomycetes; Eurotiales; Aspergillaceae. The record is from RefSeq and is a predicted model, not a curated record. Gene Ontology annotation, biological process: transsulfuration. The transcript is spliced from 3 exons.